AUGAAUUAUUUUUUCUCGAGAGCUAUUUUAUUGUUGGUGAUAGGUUUUGGAGCAGCCCCGAUUAAUGCUCUUGACUAUAUUUUCAAGCAGCGCAAUUUUUUGACGAAUAAGGAAAAUUGGCUGCAGGGCUUGAUACCGUCGAAACACGAUAUUGUGGAAUUUGACAGCACUGCCGGUUAUGCGGUUGUUUAUAUUGAUCAGGUUUUGGAGGUUGGUUUGUUUGGGCCACGUGUUUUUUUCUGGAAUAGUCAGAUGAUGAUUGAAAAUUGAAGGUCAGGUGAUUCAGAGUCUGACAAAAAGUCACCAGAAUAUUAAAAAUACUUUUAUUUAAAAAAAAAAAACUUCUGACAUUUAAAAUACCAAAAAUCAUAGAAUUCUAAAAAACAAUUCACCAAAAAUGGAUUCAGUGAGAUAUUUAUCACCCAAAAAGUUAUGAUCUUCUAUAAAAAAUUAAAUUCCAACAAUAAAUAUUCACAAAAACACAUCUACACUACACCAAACUACAAAAAAAUCAUCUAACUAGGUCAAACUAAAAUAUAUCUUUACUCUUAUAAGAACUGUUUAUCUCUCUUUCUCUCUCUCUCUCCCCCUUUCUCUCUCUCUCUCCUACUGCCUUGCUUUUUUGUAUUCCACGGUUUAUUCUAAUUUUCUUAUUUUUUUAUCAUCUUUUCUUUUCUUUUUCUUCUUUUGCGCAUUUUUUUCCUGAGAAUGAGUUGGUAAAUGCCACGUGGCAUUUGAGAUAAACUUUGAAAAUUCAAAUUCGAGUAUUUUUGAAUCAAUCAAGUAGUUGUUUUUUAGCAUUUGAGAUAAAAUCCACGUGGCAUUUGAAAAUUCAUUUCGCAAAAAAAUAAACAAUUUUUGGACACGUUUUUUUUCAAAAAAAAUUAAGGUUCACGUGAUUUUUCAAAUAUUUUAAACAUUUCAAUCAUUUCUGGAUUUUUAUAUUUUUCGGAUUAGCUGACAAGGUUGAAAAUUGAAAAAUGAAGUGAGCACAGCGAAAAAAAAUUAUUUUUUCUGUUUCCGUGUGGUACGGUGCGCAAAACAGAAAGUGUUUGCACACACAAAGGAAAAAACAAAAAACAAAAGGGAAGAACACACAAAAACCGUGCGCACAUGCAAUAAUAUUGCAGAAAGACGCUGCCAGGGGUUGCACGUGGAAAACUCCGCCUAUUUUUUUUUUGAAUUUCCGCAACGAAUUUUUUGUGUACAAAAAAAUAAUUUUUUUUCGCUGUGGUGAGUUGUUCAAGUUCGGAAAAGUUGAAUUUUCUAAUUCCGAUUUGAGUUUUGCAAGGCUUGCUGACACGUUUUGAAAAAUCCCCAAAAACCUCAACAUCUUCCAGGCCUCCGAAAUCAGACUCCCCGACAAUGGCCUAAUCAUCUUCAACGAUCCAGUCGCUCUUGGAGACAGAGAAACUUGGCAAAGCGGCGAUGAUUUCUCCGAAACCGUGCGAUUUCAACCUCCACUUCCACCCUCAUUUUUCGAUCCAAUAAGUUGGCAGGAGAGUGAGAAGGUUUUUCUGCACAUGAACAAAGUUCCAUCGAAAAAAGUAAGUUUGACCUAUUAAACCUAGCUACAACAAAGAUUUCUAUUCAAUUUUUUUCAGGACAAAGUGAUAUUCCCGGAAGAAGGUGUUGCUCAAGUCGAACUCGAUGCGCGAGCCUAUGUGAAUCGAUUUGAGUAUUAUGGAAGGGUGAGUCUGGGUCAGAAGAUUUAG
Messenger RNA from Caenorhabditis angaria, 1715 nucleotides. NCBI's taxonomy places the organism in Eukaryota, Metazoa, Nematoda, Chromadorea, Rhabditida, Rhabditidae. The record is from the annotation of a GenBank genome assembly.